CAAAAAUUAAUUGACAACUUCCUUUUAGGAAGUAUGACUGGGCAAAGAUUAACACAAUUUUUUUUUUAAAUUCUAUUAACUACCAAGAAAUAUCUGAGGCAGCAGAUAAGCCCUACAGAUAGCUUGUGUCACAAUGUUGAAAUUUUGGUUAAUUCAUUUGUUAACUUUGACCAACUUCUGUGUUGCAGAUCAGAUAUUUAACUUCGGCUGUGAAUCUAACAGUUACAAUGAGAAGCCAGCUUUUCUUGCAUUUGUUAAGCAACAUUUAACCAUUCCUAAUGAGCAAACCAUAAAAUUUGAUGAUAUUGAGACAAACAUAGGAAAUCAAUACAAUCCCUCAUCAGGAGUGUUCACAGCACCAAAAAACGGGCUCUAUGUGAUGGGCUGUUUGAUAAUGGCACAAGGAGCUAAUGAUGUUCACUAUAAAUGGAUGAAAAAUGAUACUUUUUUCUCAAAUGGAUAUGUUGCCAAAACAGACCAUGGUAAUACACAGUACCAAAGUAUUGUUCUAUCAUUAAAGAGAGGAGAUCGAAUUUCUAUCAAGAAAACUGGAGGUGGCAAUAUUCAUGGCAACCGUUAUUCCUAUAUGUCUGGUUAUCUGUUAAACUGAUGUUUUUUUUACAACAAUUGCAAUUAAAACAGGGGUUUAAGACAGUUAAGUUCUGAGAAAAGGAAUUAUGAAUGCACUGUUGAAAAUUGCUUAUUUAAUAACAAAUAAAAUAACUUUUGUCUGUAUUAAUCUUAUACAUGUAUAGUUAACAUUUAAAGGCCAUUCAAAAUAAAAAUUUAGUUUCACAA
This is a messenger RNA of Mytilus californianus (California mussel), 798 nucleotides long. Its product is annotated as complement C1q-like protein 4. Lineage: Eukaryota; Metazoa; Mollusca; Bivalvia; Mytilida; Mytilidae. The record is from RefSeq and is a predicted model, not a curated record. Gene Ontology annotation, molecular function: protein binding. Bases 134 to 610 code for a protein of 158 amino acids. The transcript has 2 exons.